UUCUAAUUUUUUUCUUUCUAUUUUGUUUUCCCCUUACGAAAGCCAUAUAUUUAUUCAAUAUACUAUUUUCAGGAUUAAUUCAAUUGUAAUAAACAAAAGCAAAGGUUGGUUUUGUAUUAUCACUUUCUCGAAUUUGUCACUGUCCAACGAGAUCUUGUCCACCAUGUUUGUAUGUCUUCGCGACCGACGACGCCACCGGGAUGAGAGAUGACGGAACUCAGUUACCAAGCCAUACGAACGGCUAACCAAGCUCGAGAAGCUGAUGAAGUCCGCACUGAUUCAAGAAAAAAGAAUUUGUUAAUUCUUGUUCUGAACUACCUAAAUGAAGAAGGGUACCUCGAUUCAGCAUCUAAUCUUUCGAGAGAGACUAACAUUGAUCUACGCCGCUAUGAAGUCUGUGACAAUAUUGAUCUCGAGACAAUUCUUAUGGAAUAUGAAUCCUACUACUUUGUCAAGUUUGCAAAAUAUCCAAAGAUUACAAAGAAACUUUCCCCACAAAGUGGCAUGGCAGCUGGUGCUGCCGACAAACGUGCUCAAGCCAAAGUGAGCAGAACAAACAGUCUCCAUAGACCAAAAUUUGUAAGACAGAAUGAUAGUCCUAAAUCUGCAAGUGUAAAAUCAAAUACUCCGUCCCUUCCCAGAAUCCCCCAAAAUUCUCGCCCCCCUACACCACCUCAGCAGCAGCAGCAGCAGCAGCAGCAACAGCAGCAGGCUCGACCAGCGUCAGGAAAGAGUCGGAGGAAUAUCACUUCCUCCACUCGGAAAGCAUUAUCACAUCCUGCCCUCAACGGAACUGCACUGACAAAAGAUGUUGGUGCUGCCAAUGGAAGUGCUGAUUCCCUGUCUCUCCAUGGCAUGACGGUGCAUGGCACCAAUGGUGCUGCUGAGCCACCAGUCCCUCCCACUCCAAAGGCUAGACAAAGAUUUGGCCAGAUUAUUGACAUCCGCUCCAUGAUCAACGAUGCCACAAAAAUGAAUGCAGAAGAGGGAUGUGAUCCUUCUGGCACUGAUCGCAUUUUGAAACCCCUUGGGGGCUACAUGGGCUACAACAGUGAAUGGAGAGAACUGGCCCAAGUCAUACAAAGGGACAUUUAUCAUCAAAACCCUAAUGUAAAAUGGGAUGAUAUAAUUGGUCUAGAUGAAGCAAAACGCCUAGUCAAGGAGGCAGUUGUGUAUCCCAUAAAGUACCCCCAGUUGUUCCAAGGCAUUCUUUCUCCAUGGAAAGGAUUACUGCUUUAUGGUCCUCCAGGGACUGGAAAAACCUUGCUAGCCAAAGCUGUGGCCACAGAGUGUGGCACCACUUUCUUCAACAUCUCUGCGUCAAGUAUUGUUAGCAAGUGGAGAGGUGAUUCAGAGAAACUUGUUAGGGUGCUAUUUGAGCUUGCUCGGUUCCAUGCACCAUCCACAAUCUUUCUGGAUGAGUUGGAAUCUUUGAUGAGCCAGAGAGGCUCACAGGGUGGUGGUAGUGAACAUGAAGGUAGCAGGAGAAUGAAAACAGAGCUCCUUGUACAAAUGGAUGGUCUCUCCAAAACAGAUGACCUUGUGUUCCUGUUAGCCGCAUCGAAUUUGCCGUGGGAACUGGAUCAUGCCAUGCUGAGGCGUCUUGAGAAAAGGAUUCUCGUUGAUUUGCCAACAUAUGAAGCUCGCAGAGCAAUGUUCAGGUUUCAUCUCCCCCCUGUUGUCUCAUCGAAGGAAGGAGGUCUGGAGCUGCUUUCAGAACUGGACUAUGACAUGCUAGCUGUGAAAACUGAUAGCUAUUCUGGAUCUGACAUCAAAUUGUUAUGCAAGGAAGCAGCAAUGAGGCCUGUCAGGAAAAUAUUCUUUGCUUUGGAAAACCACACAGAAGGGGAAGAGCUCCAUAUACAUCUGGAUAAAAUAAAGACAAGUGAUGUUCUUGCAGCACUGGAGCGAACAAAACCAUCUGCUAAAACAAUGAAACAGAAAUAUGUAGACUGGCAACGGGAGUUUGAAUCUGUCUAACAAAUGAUAGACCAAAUACUGUUAUUGUUGUUGUUAUUUAUUUUUUAAUUGCAUUCAAUCACAUUCCUCGUAUUUUGACCUCCUUUUAAACAAUGUGAAAUUUGAUCAUUUUGAAAAUUUAGAAUUGGGCAUUUAUUAUAUUAUCCUCCGAAAUGUCAAGAAACAUGCUAUUUUGUUCCCAGUGAUAAAAACAGAUUCUAUUGGGCUUGUGAAUGGCCUGUUUUUAUCAGUAUUAUUCUUUAUGGUCAUUCCAGUAUGCUUGCCAGUACAAAACAGAAAGGUGUGGUAAUGAUUGUGGCGCUUCAGACAGAAGUAGAAAUAGGUGGCAUGUAAGGUGCAAGGAUUUAAUGGUGGUGUCAAACUGCUUUUUUCGUUGAUAGAGAAAACAUUAUGGAUUUGAAUGGAGAGGGAUGGUGAACUUAAAUAUUAGUAAGUCUUCACCAAGAAAAGGCCACUCAUAGUAGUGGUGUCCUUAGAUUUUAUGUAAACCAGUAGGGCUGAUUGCUUAUUUUGAUGGAUAGGGUUUGUGAACCUGAAUGAUAGUAAGUCUUCACUAAAAAAAGCCACUCAUAUUAGUCCUCAGAUUUUAUGUAGACCAGUAGGGCUGAUUGCUUAUUUCAGUUGGUUAUUUUUGUUGACAUGCAAGUAACUUCUGCGCCUUCUGUUUCUUUUUAUAAUUGUGAACCUGUGUGUUCACAAGUAUGUGUGUACACAUUUGCAUUCAUGUGUGUGUUUGUGUUCAUGCAUGUCUGCAUGUGCUUGAGUGUGAGAGACGGAGUAUAUGCUGAAGUGUUGUCACCCGCCAUUUCUUGUUUGGAAUGUCUGGAGAAGUUUUAGCCCAUGUUUGCAUGUUAUUGAGAGUUGCUCCAUAAGUAAAUGUGAUAAUUUGAUUACAUGUGAUAUCAUCUCCUAUAUUGUAGUCUUGAACUGGAACUACACUUUGAUGUUGGGUAAAAAAUACAGCCACAAAUAAUAUUUAGAAUUAGAUGUAAAUAAGAUUUGUAGCAACCCAGAAGUGGUUAGGUAUCUCGGAUGAUGUUCCAUCAUUUGUCGGUCUUUUGAUGCAGGAACUUGUUUCACUGUAUCCAUGUGAGAGUGAGACUGUAUUUCAGGGAGAGGGGAGGGGGAGGUGAAAGGAGGUGGGGUGGAGAGGGUUCUGGCUCCCUAAAAUAAUGAAAUUCGAAGAAACCAGGAUUUUUCCACUGGCUGGGAAAUUGGUAUUAAAUGGGAGGGGGUCUCAACACUUUUAAAACACAUUUAAAAACCGAUUUUUAUACGGAUUUUACUUGAAGACGUUGAUCAAAUGCAUACAAAAAAUGUAAAUUUGCCUUUUCCAAGAAUACUCAAGUUUUGGAAAUGAGUAAACUAUGGCGUCCGCUUUUUCGCUAAUUUUAUUUUUAACACGAGGGGACCUCCACCUCCUUCAGUCACAAUUAUCUUGACUUCUGUUUAAGACAAAUUGAUAUUUUUUUCAUCGAAAAUAAGGCAAAUGAACAGGCUUUAAGUUAAUACGAGUAACUUCAUUUUCCCCAAAAUGGACGAGAGCCUGAUUCCGCCAUAUGAAACAAAUGACUGACAGUUACAAUGGUCCUGAGAUUAUGAAUUGAAUGUGCAUUAUAAAAAUCUUUUCUUGAAAAGUAGUUCCAAAAGGAAAAACCAGUGAGCUUUUUUUUUAUCUAUUAUAGUUUCCUUUUUUGGGGUGUGUGGUGGAAGGUUAUUUGUCAGAUUCAUUGAUUUUAGGAAGUCUCAAGAAUCUUGGCAAGAUACUGUCUAGCACGCUCGUAGUGAAUAAGCACAUAGUGAACAUGCACUUAGUGAACAGAUUUUCAGGUCCCUAAUUUUUUCUUACAUGCAUGUAUAUUCUUAGUAUUUCAAACAUAUACAUAGUGAAAUUAGUACACAGGAAAAAGAUAUCUGUGCCUGCCACUUUCGCAAUAUGCGUACUAGACUGUAAUUGACACACUGUUUGAGCAUUUGCCUCAAAUCGGAAGUUUUCCUGAUGUGAACAAUUGUGUGUUGAUUCUUAAAAGUAUGCAUUGGGUUUAUAUUUUUUUAUGUUAUCUGCACCUUUUGAUACGGUCUAAUUUGACGUAAUGUCUUUUGAUAGAGAAAACACAGACAGAUAAAUCAUGACCACCUCCACACAAAAUACUGUUUGCAGUAGCUUUAGAUUUGUUUUUGUUUCAAAAGGUGAAUUACAUGAAGGGGUACCGGUUUUGCUGUAAAUAGGAUUGUCGACUGUUGUAAAUACAAAGUAACUGGAUGUCAUUAUUUAUACAGCUGACUCUGACCAUAAUUUGUUGGCAGUGGAAAACAAAGUCUCUUCAAACUGAGUGAUACUGAUAUCUUUCUCCUUGAAUUUUCCAUUGGCCACUCUUUCUCUAUGGUCUUUUCAACAGUGAAACAGUUUCUCUCAUUAUUACAAACAUUUCAGUAUUAUAAUGGUUUGCUUUGUCAUUCACAGUUAUUUUGAGGUCAGUUUCUUGCGAACUGACUUUGAAAUGAACUUUUUCUGGUCAUUACCUCACAAAGUAAACCAUAAAGUGUAACUGCUGACAAUAAUGUUCUUGUUUACCAGAUAGACUACAUUUCAUCACUGUGCUAGCAAAAUAGCUUAACUCAGAGUUGUGCCAAAACACAACCAAUCUUUUAUUUUGUUUAGUGAUACUAUAUCUAUUUUUCGGUAAAACCAAAACAAAAGUGCGCUGGUAGUCACAAUAAAAAUGUGCGUGGCGAGGUUUACCAUUAUUAGAUGAUUAAAUAGUCUAGUUAAACAGUUGUUUUUUUCCAUUUAUCUCAAAAGUAGCAAAAAUGAGAUGUGCCAUUUUGCUAGCGCAUUGAUGAUUUGUCAUAACACAGAGAUUGUGACAAACAUGACAGGUUUACUCUAUAGUAUAAAGUUUCAGAACACGUUGUAAUUUUGCUUGUUAUUGUUGUCUUUGUAUCAAUUGUUAUUUGGUUCAAAUAGGUUACAGAUGAAAAGUGUCAAAGACAUGAUAAAGCAUUAUAUUUUCAGGCACCAGAACCAAAUGAAAAAUUCUUAAAGUUUUUUACUCUACUCUAUUCAGUAUCUAUAAAGAGUUGACAAAACUGGUGAGCUGUUUGGGGGGGGGGGGGAGGAGGGAAGUCUAGGUAACCUAGAAGAACUGCAUUUGUCUCUGGUGCCAAAGUGUCUUUAGUUAAUUUCAUGUUUGCACGACUGAAUAAUACCUGGUCAUGGAAAAUCAGCGAUGCAUGUUGCAUGUAACGUAAGAUAAUCUUGUCUGGGGAAUAGGAAAGACAGCUUUCAAUUUCAGUUAACCCAUUCCUAUUAUCAGGGAAAGAAGAGGAAAUAUAGUGUUAAUUUUUCACCUCUGAAGUUGAAAUCUUUGUCAGAAUAAUAAACAAUUCCGUUGCGCAUUCAUAUAUGACUUAUGCAGUUGGGAACGCCAUAAAACACUUUCCAAAACAAUAGAAAACAUUUCCUUGAUAGUUUAAAAAAAAACAAUUUCUUUACAGUGCUAACCCUUUCAUGUUCACAUUCUCGGCCAGUAAUGGUCGCUCAUUUUUUCAACUUUCUGUGCUCAAAGCAGCCUCCCGGUGCUCAUAUUCUUUUGCUCUUAACUCUUUCACUACUGGGGGGUUUUCCUCACCUGGACUGGGCCCUUAUUCUGUGACCUACUUUCUGAUUCUGCCUACUGUCGGACAAAUUUAAAGAUUUUUUUAGUUCAAUUUUCAAUAUUAGCCACAUGUAUUAUAUUUGAAAAUAAAGGAGAAAUAAUUACCUGUCUCAACAUGUUGCUAAAAAUUAUAAAUCUUCAGCCUGAGAUUUCAGAUUCGAUUAUUACAAAAAUAGGUAUGAUUUUGAAGUAGAAAGUAACGAGCCGUGAAACACAGCUCGCUGUAGUGAAAGAGUUAACGGAAGUAAGAGUAAAUUCUGAUUGCUGGCCUUUGCUCUGACAAGAUUUCAUCACCAGAAAUGUAAAAAAAAAGGUUUGUUUAAGGUCAGUGGGUUUUUAAAAAAAUCAUAGCCAAGUUUACCAAAAUAUCUUGCCGGAGAAAUGAGCUCGAACACUGAUGGGGCAUUAUUUACUGUCAAGUUUCGGCCAGGGUUUAACGCUAGUGCUGCAGAUUUUUAUAAUUUGUUUAGCCAGUUUUGGCUGGGUUGAACAAAAAAGGGUUAGGUUAUGAUUUUUUUUCUUUGUCUUUGAAUGGCACCACUCUUCUUACCAAUUUAUAAAUGAGUUACAGCCUUUCUGAUACCUUGCCUGGCUGCAACCUAUUUAUUAUUUACGUUUUUGUUCUUAAUAGUGAAUACAGUCUGAAAGAACAUCAUUUUGUUCUUUAUGUUAUUUCUCUUGUUGUGUAGAUGUGACUGAAGACAUGUUCUUUUACUACGAAUGUGGAAAUCCAAUGCAAUAAAUUCUUUGUAUAAU
This is a messenger RNA of Aplysia californica (California sea hare), 6395 nucleotides long. Its product is annotated as katanin p60 ATPase-containing subunit A-like 2. The transcript has 18 exons. The record is from RefSeq and is a predicted model, not a curated record. Gene Ontology annotation, molecular function: ATP hydrolysis activity; protein binding; ATP binding. Bases 208 to 1980 code for a protein of 590 amino acids. NCBI's taxonomy places the organism in Eukaryota, Metazoa, Mollusca, Gastropoda, Aplysiida, Aplysiidae.